GCGCAUUAAUAAACCUCGUUCUAUAAAACCAUACUGCAGGCCCGUUGACAUAUCAAUCAAGUUUGGGUUGUUAAACUAUCCAGUCAAAAUGUUCAGCAAAAUCGUAGCUUUCGGCGCGCUGCUCGCGGCAGCCAACGCCGGCCUGUACCACGGCCACGCUGUCUCUUCGCAGAGCAUCGUCCGCCACGAUGAAGCCCACGCUCCUGCCCAUUACGCUGCUCCUGUGGCCCACUACGCCGCUCCCGUGGCCCACUACGCCGCUCCCUUGGCUUAUGCUGCCCCUGCUGCCCACUACGCUGGACAUGACGAAUACGCUCACCCCAAAUACGAUUACUCGUACUCCGUGGCGGACCCCCACACCGGUGACCACAAGUCACAGCACGAGAGCCGCGACGGUGACUCGGUCCAUGGAUACUACUCCCUGCUCCAGCCUGACGGUUCCGUGCGCAAGGUCGAGUACACCGCUGACGCACACAAUGGUUUCAACGCCGUCGUGCACAACUCUGCACCCUCCCAUCACAUCGCCGCGCCCGCUCCCGCCUACCACCAUCACUACUAAACGAUGUCUGAAUUGAUUUGCCUCACUUAUUUAUUCCUAACUUUGUGAUAAGAGUGCGUGUUCUGUGAAAACUGUAAAUAAAGUGUGAUUUUGAAUUUA
Molecule: messenger RNA, 658 nt
Organism: Chilo suppressalis (striped riceborer)
Lineage: Eukaryota; Metazoa; Arthropoda; Insecta; Lepidoptera; Crambidae
Source: the annotation of a GenBank genome assembly